Messenger RNA from Corylus avellana, 1728 nucleotides. RefSeq names its product protein LURP-one-related 8. NCBI's taxonomy places the organism in Eukaryota, Viridiplantae, Streptophyta, Magnoliopsida, Fagales, Betulaceae. The record is from RefSeq and is a predicted model, not a curated record.
AAAAUUCCAAAGCGUGUAUAUAUAAAUAAAUCCGGAGGACUCCAUUGGCAAGUUGCCUCUCUCUCUCUCAAACACUCUCGCAGCGUCUCUACAGAAUAAGAAUACAUCAGCAACAUUUCGAUUACGGUAAUGACAAAGGUAUUCCCCAACAACUUAUCUCAGAGGCUCAAUUCCACCCCGUGCUCCCCCGACGGGAAUGGGGACGCGGCAAUCCUAACGGUGUGGAAGAAGUCUCUGCUGUUGAACUGUAACGGAUUCACGGUAUUCGACGGCAAGGGGAAUCUGGUGUUUAGAGUGGAUAACUACUUGGCCGGCCACAAGGGUGAGAUCGUUCUCAUGGACGCUGGGGGCAAGCCUCUCCUCACCAUCCGGCGCAAGAGGCUGAGCCUAGGGGACAACUGGCUGGUGUACGACGGAGAGACGGCCGUGAAUCCCAGAUUUUUGGUGAGGAAGCAGGUGAAUAUUCUCAACACAAAGUGCUUGGCCAACGUCAGCUCAGGCAGUAACAGUAACAACGACAACGAUGAGGAAAGUGGGAUUACUUGUUCAUCAUCAUCCACCUCCAGCAAGAACCUUUUAUAUCAGAUCGAGGGUUCCUACACACAACGAUGCUGCGCGGUGUUGGACAAAAAGCGGAGACGCGUGGCGGAGAUCCAGAGGAAGGAGUCCGUGGGAGGAAUGACCUUCGGCCUCGACGUAUUCCGCCUCGUUGUACAGCCUGAAAUCGACGCACCGCUCGCCAUGGCACUGGUCAUUCUUCUAGACCAGAUGUUCGGAUCUUCCAGACGCCUUUCCCAUUAAUUAGAUUCCACCGCUCAAGCAAUUGGAUCGAACCGACCGAACGGAUCAUCCUUCGUUAGCUACACACCAACCGCACUACCACGUACAGCUACCGCCACAGCUCAUGGCACUAUGGCAGGACCAUUUUUCGUCUUUUUUUUUUUUUUUUCCGGUAUGGAUAUAUAUAUCUUCCCAACCCUUCUCUUUUUCUUUCUGGGUUUUCUGUUCCACUCCCCCACCUCCCCCCCUUUUUUCCUUUUUUGUAAGAAGAUGGAUGCUUGGUUUUUUCCUUUUAUAUAAAAAACCAGGCUCCAACUGAGGAUGUAUAUAAUUCUUCAAAAACAGGAGAACCAAAAAUGACACAGUUUUUUUUUUCUUUUUUUCUUUUUUUUUUUUUUUCCUACACCCUAUACUUUCUUAGAGCGACGACGCAGAAAUAGAUUUCGAUCAUAUAUAUCAUUGUUGAAAGAGUGUUUAUGUCGGCUCCUAAAGUGAAAGGGAAAAAGGAUACCCACUAACAGGGCAAGUCGCCAUCAACCGACGCACUUAUAGCUAUUCCGGUUAAAGAGUAGGGAGAAAGGCUCAAACUAAAUCCUGAGCUUUUCCUUAGCGGGAUGAACCCGUAAAGGCAGAUAAGGCUCCACAACACCACAACAGGAUCCCAACACCUCUCUCCUCCUCUGCUCAGCCAAGGACCUAAAGCCAGCUAGAAAGCAGUAAGCUAUUUAAUUAAGUAGGCUCGAGAUGGUUCUAAGGGCCUCUCUUAGUCUGAGUACAUCUUAUCCAAAGCCAAACCCCAAACCUAAUCGGACUGUACCGUCCUUGCCUUACCUAUCCUAACACAAGGUAGCUGUAGCUCUCAUUCCCUAGCUGCUAAAAGUACGAAAAAAGCCACCAUUCCUUAGCGCUUGUGCUAAGGAAGGGCAAGUACCUCCUCUUCCUCUAUUU